Molecule: messenger RNA, 3401 nt
Organism: Pseudoliparis swirei
Lineage: Eukaryota; Metazoa; Chordata; Actinopteri; Perciformes; Liparidae
Gene: septin12
Product: septin 12
Exons: 11
Coding region: 101-2863 (920 amino acids)
Biological process (GO): cytoskeleton-dependent cytokinesis
Cellular component (GO): cell division site; septin complex; septin ring
Molecular function (GO): GTPase activity; molecular adaptor activity; GTP binding
Source: RefSeq, a predicted model, not a curated record
UCCCGCAGCGUCCCUCUCCUGGUUCUCCUGGUUCUCCUGGUUCUCCCGGUUCCCCCGGUUCGGACCUCACGGGGCUCGGGGCUCAGUGCACGCGAACAGGAUGUCGGAACUUUCCGUCAAUGACCACCUCGAAGGGAUCCUGUCGGACUUUGAAGCUCUGAAGAGAUCCUUCGACAUUGAAGAUGUGGAGGAGAUACCAUCCUUCUCCUCGGCUUCACCCGUCUCCACCCCUGUUUCUCCCUCUUCUUCACAUUUCUUCCUCCACCACAACAAAGCCAGUGAGGAGCUGGGAGGAGGUGGCCAGUCCCCUUCCUCAGCCUACAACAUCAACAACAGCCAUGUCUCCGCAGCCCAUCACCCCCGCAUCAGCCUCACUUCCAUUGCCAGCCCGGUGCUCAAGUCCCGCGGCGUGGCCAGCAGCCGCUCCUUCAAUCGAGCGACCGCGAACAAGUCGUCCGUCCACAGCAACGGCUCCACCGUGACCAGAGCGGCCUCCUUCCAGAGCAGGCUGCACCUCAACGGCUACUCCAUCGUGUCCGGGCCGGGCAGCGACAACGACAGCCUCCACAGCUCCACGUCCAGCCUGGAGUACUCUGGGGGAGGGGGGGGUGCGCUGCCUCUGACUAAGCUGGGGUCAUAUCUCAGCCCUCCAAGUCAGGGGGAGUACCACCGAGCCCAGCCCCCCCCACCGCACAGAGAGGGAGGUGCCAACGUGAGACACCACCCGAACAUGAAGAAGUUCUCCUCCCAUGGGAGUGUGUUCCACUCUGCGAUGGACCAGGGGCCAGGAAUGCAGCUGGGUCUACCUGAGCAGCAGGGGGUGAACCAUGGAUCCAUGCCCAGCCUAGACCUCCAAAGCUGUGAUAGAGGGGGAGGACUGGUCGGUAUGCGUGGAGGUGGAGGCAUCAUGUCUCCAGGGUUACGGUAUGCCAAUACCAAUGCCAACUGGAGUGGUCGUCCUCAUCACGCCAGUUCCUUUGGGGGGGAGGGCUACUGUGGCCCCAAAAACUACUACCAACUCUCAGGUACCCAGGUCCACAAGGCCCCCCAGCACAAGGCCAAAGAGAUUUCCCGUCUCAACAAGUUUCCCUUGGAUCUGAACAGCUUGGUGAGCAGCCCCUCAACCACUUCUCCCACCAAGACCCCAAGCCCCAACCCCCCCCAGCCUGCACCAAGGAGCACAGCAGGCCUCCAACACAGGACCAGUUCAUCGUCCACCUCGGCCAGCCCUUCAGCCUCUCUAAGUAGCCUGGACGGUGGCUCUGACACCCCUCCCCCCUCCCUCCACCAUCCUUUUUUGCCUUUCACCGCACAUUCUGUAACUCUUUCCCAGGGCUCCACCCCUGCCCCAGAGAUGAUGGGCUCCACUGAGCCCCUUUCCCCUGCCCGUAGCCCCAAGCAGAAGAUCCUCCCACAGCCGUUGCCCAACCGGCCGAACCCUCCCAGCCCCUCCAGGCCCAGAGCCAUGUGGUCCGUGGAGGACGGCCCAGGUGACGCUGGAGAUAGUGUCGGCUCCAUCUUACAGAGGAUCGCGUCCUUCUCCCAGCAUGCUGCUCCUGGUACCAGCCCGCCAGCUGUGGGCCCGCCCCCCACAGUCCAGAGCUCCGGUGGGUUGUCGUCUGAGACCACGCUCAUGCCCCCAUGGAAAGAGGGGAAGAAGAAACUAAAAGGAGCUGCUGCAGAGCUGGAGACGGACCGGCACCGCCCAAUGGAGGAGAGAGAGGACCUCAUGGGACCAGAGCAGGAGGAACUACCGGCCAGCAGGAACCCCCAGAGCACCCAGAGCUCUGUGCCGGCAGCAGAGGAGGAGGGGAUGGAGGAGAGAGACAUAAAGGAAGAGAGGGAGGUGGAGGUGGAACUGGUCCAGUCUGUGCCGGGCCUGCAGAUGAGCUUCAUCCGAGGCGCGGACCUGUUUGGCUACGUGGGCAUCGAGGCGGUGCUGGACCAGAUGAGGCGUAAGACCAUGAAGGCCGGCCUGGAGUUCAACAUCAUGGUGGUCGGGCAGAGCGGCUUGGGUAAGUCCACGCUGGUCAACACGCUGUUCAAGUCCAAAGUCAGCCGCAAGUCCUGCACGCCCAACUACCAGGAGAAGAUCUCCAAGACAGUGAAGCUGCACUCAGUCAGCCACAUGAUUGAGGAGAAGGGCGUGAAGAUGAAGCUGACAGUGAUCGACACGCCGGGAUUCGGAGACCAGAUCAACAACGACAACUGCUGGGAGCCGGUCGUGAAGCACGUCAACGAGCAGUACGAGAAGUUCCUGAGGGAGGAGCUUCACCUGCACCGCCAGAGGAGGAUCCCAGACAGCAGGGUCCACUGCUGCGUCUACUUCCUGCCUGCCACCGGACACAGGCUCCGCCCCAUCGAUGUGGAGUUCAUGAAGAGAUUGGGGAAGAUCGUGAGCAUCGUCCCGGUCAUCGCCAAAGCCGACACGCUGACCAUCGAGGAACGCCAACACUUCAAAGAGCAGAUAAGGAAGGACUUGGCAGCCAAUGGGAUCGGUGUCUACCCCCAGAAGGAGUACGACGAGGAUCCCGAGGAGCGCGUCCUCAACGACAGAAUCAGGGAGAGCAUUCCCUUCGCUGUGGUGGGGACGGACCAGGAGCACCAGGUGAACGGAACCAAGGUGCUAGGCCGGAAGACCAAGUGGGGCAUCAUUGAAGUUGAAAACGUGGCACACUGUGAGUUUGCCAACCUGAGGGAUCUACUCAUCAGGUCUCACCUGCAGGACCUGAAAGACGUAACGCACGACAUCCACUACGAGACGUACCGCGUGCGCCGGCUCAAUGAGAGCAACAUGGACUUCAGUGGACUGGGUCUGGACCACGGCGGUGCCGCCCGGCGUGAAGCAGACAGCCACCUUUGAUCUCCUCUUCUCCUGCUGCUCCUCGUCCAAUCACAAUGAGAGAUUGCUGUCCGUUUUAUUUCUUUUUUAAUUGUUCUUCUUCAGUAUGGGACACACUAGCGGAUCGUUUGGAAAUGAGAAAUUAAGUUGCAUUUCAUAAUAGAUCAAAUAUGGAUCUGUGUGAACCCGCGGUGAGCCGGUCUGUUUGUUGUGGACGGGUGGAGACACAGGAGGACAUCGUGACACAUGAGCCUGAUGCUCUGCUGUCUGCUCCCUGCAGCAGCUGGUCAACACCUGGAGGCUGACAGCCCACGUGAUGGGGCCACAUGUCUGGCUGUCCUCAUACUUCAUGCACAUAUGUGUCCAUGCAGUGUGUCAUCAUGGUCAUAUGUGGUCAAAGUCGAACAUGUGUUGAAGAUACCUUUCCCUGAAGCUGGCGGGUCCACAUUUAAGUGCCAAAACAAAAUGAGUGAAUCCAUCUCUUUGAUUACAAUGUGUGGGAGUCAUUGGCUUCUGUUUAUGACUUGACAUGGAUAGAAUAAAAGUGGUUCUCGUGUGA